Electrophorus electricus (electric eel) is the source of this 1647-nucleotide messenger RNA. It is a transcript of the gene avpr2aa, whose product is annotated as arginine vasopressin receptor 2a, duplicate a. Gene Ontology annotation, biological process: regulation of systemic arterial blood pressure by vasopressin; G protein-coupled receptor signaling pathway; cellular response to hormone stimulus. Gene Ontology annotation, molecular function: peptide binding; vasopressin receptor activity. NCBI's taxonomy places the organism in Eukaryota, Metazoa, Chordata, Actinopteri, Gymnotiformes, Gymnotidae. Gene Ontology annotation, cellular component: plasma membrane. The record is from RefSeq and is a predicted model, not a curated record.
AUGGAAACCCACCUCAGGCACGCCAGCUGGAAUGGGUCCCAGGCGAUGGCCGCGUGGAGCAACUUCACCUCCGCCCUCUCGCCUGAGCUCGUCGGCCUCAACGGCUCACACACACAUUUCUGGGUACUGCGCAACAGCUCCACCAGCGCCACCCAGAUCCCAGCACCGGCCCGAAUGCGGGACAUUGCCUUGGCACGGGCCGAGAUCGGCGUGCUGAGCCUGGUCCUGGCGCUCACCGCACUGGGCAAUGGCUUUGUGCUGUGGGUUCUGCUUCGCAGGCGCAAGCACAACGCCCCCAUGCACUUGUUCAUGGUCAACCUGUGUGUGGCAGACCUGGUGGUGGCCUUCUUCCAGGUCCUCCCGCAGCUGGUAUGGGACAUCACAGAGACGUUCCAGGGGCCGGAUGCACUCUGCCGCACGGUGAAGUACAUGCAGAUCGUGGGCAUGUUCGCAUCCUCCUACAUGAUCGUGGCCAUGACAGUGGACCGGCAUUACGCCAUCUGCUGCCCUCUACGGGCGUACAAGGGGGGGGCAGUCUCAUGCUGGAACACACCCAUCAUGGUGGCUUGGGGUCUGUCCCUUGUCCUUAGCGUACCGCAGGUGUUUAUUUUUUCCAGGUCUGAAGUGGCCCCGGGGGUGUUCGAGUGCUGGGGCCACUUUGCGGAGGACUGGGGUCUGAAGGCCUACGUCACCUGGAUGACUCUGGCUGUCUUUUUGCUCCCUGCCUUCAUCGUCACUGUCUGCCAGGUGCGAAUAUUCAGGGAGCUCCACGACAACAUCUACCUGAAGUCGGAGCGCGUGGUGUCAGCUGACGUGAAAAAGAACCUGGUCCUCUUCCACUUUCCCAGCCUGAGAAAGCAGGAUGGCAAAGCGAGAGAGCGAGGGAGAGGAAGGUGCUUGCCGAGGGAAGCCAGAGAAGAAUUCCAUGAAAGGAAUAGUAACAGCAGUCCUUCCCCCAUGCACUGUAAGAUCUACAACUCCCAGCAUGCACCGCAGCCAGACUGCUAUGGCUUUGUCCCUCAGGACAACCAGCAUGCCUCAGUCACUCGCUCCUGCAGCUGUCAGUCUCUGGAUGUGCUGUCUCACACUCGCCCAUACAGUCGCACGCAUGCUCACAUGGAACAGAGCACCUCGGCACCUCAUCAAAACUGCUUUCUGAACCAGGGUCCUCGUGAACAGACUGGUGUUUGUAGCCCCUCUUCAUCGCCUCACUCUGAGACGUUCACUAGCUCAUUCACACCCCAGGCAGAGGCCUCUGCUCCAGGCCCCCACCCUUCUUCUGCCUCUCCUCACCCCAUCACACCAUCUCCGUCGGGUGUAUCCAGAGCAAUGUCCAAAACAGUGAGGAUGACUCUGGUCAUAGUGCUGGUGUAUAUCACGUGCUGGUCGCCCUUCUUCAUAGUACAACUCUGGGCUGCUUGGGACCCCAACCCACCAUCCCAAGGAGUGGCUUUCACCAUACUGAUGCUUCUGGCCAGUCUGAACUCAUGCACAAACCCAUGGAUCUACACAGCCUUCUCCAGCAGCGUGUCCCGCGAGCUGCUCACCCUGCUACACUGCCCUACGCGCCCCUCACGUAGGGGCUCCGCCCAUGAAGACUCGAGCGGCAUCCACACCUCCACCACCACGAAGGACAACCCGUACUGA